CGGCCGGGCUGGGGGUUCCUCUGUCGCCACGCCCCUAGGGCUCCCCCGCCACGUGACCGGGGUUCGGGCCGCCCUGCCGGGGGCGAUGCCCAGUCGGAAGCGGAAGCGGUUUUGGAAUGCAGAGUGCGCGUCCUUCCCAGAUGAGACAACCCUACAGCUGAAAAAAUCAAGUCUCAGGGCAUCAGUGGCUGCAGCUUCCAUUUCCAGUGCGUGGCUUAGGUGUGGGGAUGGCUUUGCAAGUACUUCUAUGCUCGAGUCACUGAGAUGUGCUGAUAAUAAAUCUAAGACUAAGAAGCACCUUGGACCACUCUUAACAACUGCUGAAAGCCCAGUUGGAUCUGCUGCUGAAAGCUCUAAGGAAGUUGAAGACAUAAUUUGGACCUCUAGUGGCAGUGAUUUUUCAGAUAAUGAAAAUAAAACAUCGAUUUCAAGGUUACACAGCAAAAAGAGUCUCACUUGCAAAGCAGAGAAGUCACAGGGCAGGCAUUUUUUGUUAGAGGACAGAAGUGAUGAAGAUGAAUCAGAGUUUAUUGACUGGGAGAAGGAUAGUGAUUCUGCAGAUGAAUGUAAUGAAUCUGAGAAAGAUGACAGCUCACUGGAGAUAUCGGACACUGACUCCUGCACAAAUCUUAAUUCUCUACCUGGCCAAGAGGAGAAUGAUGAGCUUUGUAAGUUGGCAGAAAUUUCUGAAUAUUCAUCUGACAAUGACUAUGUGGAAGAAGUGGACACACAGCCCACUGAUCCAGGAUUCAUUAAGAAAUUGCAGUUGAGUGUGGGAGAAGUUGCAGCAAGACCUGCCAGCGAUUGGCUCAAGUCUGCACAGGCCCUUCUACAAACACCUAAGAAACAGUCAGGCAAGGCCUCAAGAACCCCGGAAGAUUCUGCUAAAAAAAGGAAAUUACUGAGGGGAGGGCUGGCUGAGAGAUUGUGCCGACUGCAGAACAGAGAAAGAUCUGCUAUUAGCUUUUGGAGACAUCAGUGCAUUUCAGAUGCUAAAAUCCCAUCAGAUAAAUCUGGUGUUUUAAUUGUGAAGAUCUUAGAAAUGUUUGAGGAGUGUAUGAUACAAGUUGCCAUCUGCCAGCAGCUGGAAGAGUCUCCUGCUAUCAUUUCAUCCGAAGACCUUGUCAUCAGUACAAGAGAACCAAUAAUCAAAGUCCUUUUUGCAAGAGAGACAGCUGCUCACCUGAAGAGUAGGCCACAGGAUGUCAUCCACAUCUAUCCCCCCUGGCAAAAACUACUUCUCAAGAAUGCAGAUAUUCCUGUUAUCAUGAAUACAUAUUUCAGUCAGAAGGUAUUACUCAGUGAACACUUAGAAACAAGCAAGAUACAGGGUCCUACAAAGAUGCUUAUUAGAAAGAAUAUUGUAUCUUUGGCACAGACAUUCAAACUAGAUGACCUUGACAAGCAACCCCAGGAAUCUUCAAAUGAUCAGGUGGCUUGUGCUCCACAACUCCAUAACACCUGUGAUCCUAAAAAGCAUCCCUUAGCACUGGGUGCUGUUAAUGAUUCUCUGCUUGAAAUGGUGGAAAGCCAAGGAGCAGUGGGAUGGAGAGAAGUGCAGGUACGAGUCAUUAUCCAAAGGGUGUACUAUUUGCCUGCAAGAGAAGGUUUCAGAAGCCAGAUUCAAGGAAACAAGCCUGUCUGUGCUACACCCAUCAUAAAUUCAGAUCCACUAAAUGUUAGGUUAUGCCUCCUUGUCCAGGAUGCCUAUGGCAUGUUCAGUGAAGUACAGCUACAGUGUCUGGAUUCUGCAAAAGACCUUGAGCAGUACUGCAAGAGAUGGGAGGGAAAAUUCUGCUGUUUAGCUGGAAUGAAAAUUUUGCAAAGAACUACAAGAGGAAGGGCGUUAGGACUUUUUAGUCUGAUAGACAGUUUGUGGCCUCCAGUAGUGCCUGUAAAAGUUCCUGGGCAAAGUCAAGACUCUGAAAUGAUGACAACUAAUCUGCCUCCUCCCAGCUUCUGUUAUGUUCUGACUGUUCAGUCUGGUGAAAUACACAUGGAAGUGGAUGAGGAAGAGACGAUUUCUAAAUUGUACCAGCCACCAACUGUGCAUAAUCUAAAGGAAAUUCUUCAGAUGGGUGAUUGUCAUGAACGUUGUAGCUUUUGGGCACGAGUACUGUAUCUAAGGCCACAGACAAAACACAGUGUUCCUGUAAAUCAAAGAGAGAUGUUGUUGUUUGUGACUGACUUCGCUUUGCAAAGUGUAGUUCGUGGAAUUCCAAAAGUUGUUGCUGUGUCAGUCACUGCAUCAUGUGUUCUCAGUACGGAAAUCAUAGAAGCCCUCAAUGUUGCCUCACGAUUCAUCUUCUUCAAGGAUGCCCUGUGGGGAAAUGGUAGGAUUAUUUGUGUUGAACGUACUGUUCUCUUAUUACAAAAGCCUCUUUUGUGCUCGGCUGCUGAUGCUGACCUCAGUGAGCUGCCUGGCCCUGUCAAACUCGAUGAGCUGGAUUCUACCACACAGGCCAAUUCCAUUUGUGCUGUGAGAGGUACUGUUGUUGGAGUUAAUGAGAGCACUGCUUUCUCCUGGCCUACAUGUGACAGAUGUGGCAAUGGAAAGUUGGAACUGUAUCCCCAGGACAGUGGACUGCUGUAUUGCAACCAGUGCUCUGAAGUUGUCAUUUCACCCGUUUUGAAAAUGCAGCUGGAAGUCUUCUUGAGUUGUCCAUCCCAAUCUCAAAGUACAGUCAAAGUGAAGCUGCUACAAAGAACAAUCUCUUCUCUCCUGAUGUCUGCUGCCAAUGUGGAUGGGAGCUACGAGGCGAGCAGCGUGCUGGGCAAGGAGCUGGGCCCGCUGCCCUGCCUCCUGCUCGGCGCCGGCGGGCGGCCCGGCUGCUCGCGGCUGGAGGAGGUGGCGCUGCUGCCCGCGGGACCCGGCGGGGCGAGCGGCUGAACGGGAGCGCGGUAACGCGGGGGGGAGUCGAGAAGGGAGGCCGUCAAACGGGGGGGUGUACGGAGCGCACAGAGCUCUGCUCGGCCGCCCCGGCUCUUG
This is a messenger RNA of Tympanuchus pallidicinctus (lesser prairie-chicken), 2989 nucleotides long. RefSeq names its product scaffold protein involved in DNA repair (gene SPIDR). Lineage: Eukaryota; Metazoa; Chordata; Aves; Galliformes; Phasianidae. The coding region runs from base 86 to 2890 and encodes 934 amino acids. The record is from RefSeq and is a predicted model, not a curated record. The transcript has 20 exons. Gene Ontology annotation, biological process: regulation of establishment of protein localization to chromosome; double-strand break repair via homologous recombination. Gene Ontology annotation, cellular component: nuclear chromosome; nucleoplasm.